Messenger RNA from Salvelinus sp. IW2-2015, 705 nucleotides. NCBI's taxonomy places the organism in Eukaryota, Metazoa, Chordata, Actinopteri, Salmoniformes, Salmonidae. The record is from RefSeq and is a predicted model, not a curated record.
AUGGGCCUGGAUGCUUGUAUCUAUCCCCCUCGCAUUGAAGACAUCCUACAAAAACACACCCCGAUCCCAGCUCCAUGCCCCAUCUCCAGCCCCAUCUCCAGCCCCAGCUCCAGCACCAUCUCGAGCCCCAGCCCUCCAGCACCAUUUCCAGGCCCCAAUUCUCCAGCGCCCAGCUCCAGACCCAUCUCCAGCCCCCCAGCUUCUCAGCCCUAUCUCCAGCCCCAGCUCCAGCCCCAUCUCCAGCCCCCAGCUCCAUCCAUCUCCAGCGCCCUAUCUUCCGAGCGCCCAGCUCCCCAUCCCAUCUCCAGCCCCAUCUCCAGCCCCAGGCUCCGAGCACCCAUUCUCCAGCCCCCAGCUGCCAGUUACCAUGUUCCAGCGCCCAUCUCCCAGCAACCAGCUCCCAGGACCCAUCUCCAGCCCCAGCUCCAGCCGCUUUCUCCAAGGCCCCAAGCUCCAGCCACCAUCUCCAGCCCAGCCUCAGACCCCAUCUCCAGCCCCAGCCAUCCAUCCUCCAGCUUCCAGCUCCAUCCCUCAUCCUCCAGCCCCAUCUCCAGCCCCAUCCUCCAACCAUCUCCCCAGAACCAGCUCCAGACCCAGCUCCAGCCCCAGCUCCAGAUCCCAUCUCUUAGGCUCAAUGACAUGGAAGUAGCAGAGAAAUGCCAGACUUUGAAGUAUCACAGCUUUGGAAGGCUGGUGGUGUGGUGA